Molecule: messenger RNA, 1511 nt
Organism: Salpingoeca rosetta
Lineage: Eukaryota; Choanoflagellata; Craspedida; Salpingoecidae
Exons: 12
Coding region: 50-1372 (440 amino acids)
Biological process (GO): heme A biosynthetic process
Cellular component (GO): mitochondrial inner membrane
Molecular function (GO): oxidoreductase activity, acting on NAD(P)H, heme protein as acceptor
Source: RefSeq, a predicted model, not a curated record
AAAAGGAGCUCAUAUCCAUCCGUGCAAUCUUGCGUCCGCCAAACCAACGAUGCUCGCUGCUCGCAACGUUGUGAGCUGGCUCGCAGCCCGGGCUGCACCAGCCAUGCAAGCUGGCCUGAGGCGAGGCGUCGCUGUGUCGAUCUCUGCGCGUUGCCAGAGCACAGCUUGCCGGCGCCAUGUUGUGGCCACGCUGCGCCGGCACCUGCACAGCAACACACGAUCCAGCGUGGGCACGCGCGUGCAGUCUGGUGUGCUGGCCAACACCGCCGUCCGCGCCGCAGAGUUUAGCUCCACCACUGGCGCGGCCAUGGAUGCUUCCCAACGCACGAUUGGUGUCUGGCUCCUGGGCACCACUGGCCUCAUCUUUGGCGCUGUCGUCCUCGGCGGCGUGACCCGGCUGACGGAGUCGGGCUUGUCCAUGGUCAAGUGGCACCCAAUCAAGGGCAUGCGCCCGCCCGUCUCCGAGGAGGAGUGGAUCGAGGAGUUUGAGUGCUACAAGCAAUACCCAGAAUACAAAUAUUCCAACGGCAUGUCGCUGGAGGACUUUAAGCGCAUCUUCUACAUGGAGUAUGCCCACCGCAUGUGGGGGCGCCUCAUUGGCGUCGCUUUUGCUGUUCCCGCCAUCGCCUUCUGGCUUCGCGGCCGUAUUCGCCAACAGUACAAACCGGUUGUGCUGGCCAUGGGUGGAUUGCUUGGAUUCCAGGGCGUGCUGGGCUGGAUCAUGGUCAAGAGCGGCCUUGACUACGACCCUGAAGGAAAGCACGUUCCCCGCGUCAGCCACUAUCGCCUCGCUGCACACCUUGGGUCUGCCUUCCUUCUCUACAUCGUCACCCUGUGGACGGGUCUCUCGCACAUCCUCCCGGAACGCACCUUCAAGGAGACGCCCCGCGCGCUGUUCAAGCUGAAGCGGUAUGCGCACAUGGUUGGCGGGCUCGUCUUCAUCACGGCGCUCUCCGGCGCGUUUGUUGCCGGCCUGGACGCUGGCCUCCUCUACAACGAGUUCCCACUCAUGGGCGGGCGAUGGGUGCCGAGCGAUUUGCUGGCGCUGUCACCGACCUGGACCAACUUCUUCGACAACCCGACAACCGUCCAGUUUGACCACCGCAUCCUCGGAGUGACGACGGGCCUGUCUGUGCUGGCGCUGUGGGCAAAGGCGCGAAAGCUGCCGCUGCACGGGCGCGCGCGUCUCGCCAUCAACGCCAUGCUUGGCAUGGUCUCCGUUCAGGUUUCCCUUGGCAUCGCAACGCUCUUGUACUUUGUUCCCACGCCCCUCGCAGCCACACACCAAGCUGGGUCGCUGACGCUGCUGACGUUUGCAGUCUGGUUCAUGCAUGAGCUCCGGCGCCUCAAGCUCAACAAGAUGCCAAAGUGACCCGCACCUCAAAGGCUCUCUUCUCGUUGCUUCCUGUCUGUCGUCUUGUCUCUCUCCACACCACAGUAAACUGCUCAAUCACAUCACGCAACUCCGCAAACGCAUCCCCCAAGACACACACACACACACACACACACAC